AUGCAGCUCUCCCAGAUGCAGACUCAGGCGCCUGCCGGCGGCGCGGGCGUGACGGUGGCCGAGCGCCCAUCGUCAGCGGCUGAUGCAGCGCCGGCGCCUGUACCCGAGGUGCCCUCCGGCGGCGACCCCUGGGAGGACCCCAAGUGGCAGCAGUACAAGUGGACUGUGUACCGCGGCACGGCGUACGACCUGACCGCCUUUGUGGACAGGCACCCCGCGGGCAGCUGGCUCAUCAACCUCGCGCUCGGACGCGACUGCACCGCGCUCUUCGAGUCUUACCACUUGAGACCUGAGGUUGCCGUGGCGCGCCUGCGGCGCCUGCCUGUCCUGGAGGGCUUCCCUGUGCACGCCGUCCCGCGCUCCCCCUACCCCAACGACAGUGAGGUCUACAACGCGAUCCGCGACCGCGUGCGCAAGGAGGUGUUCAAGGGGCAGGACGUCAACGGCGCGCACCGCAGCGGCAGCGAGGGCGCCGCGCUCGCCGUGCUGGGCUACACCGCCGCGUCGUACGCGCUGUACCUGGCGGCGCCCAACGUGCUGACGGGCCUGCUGUUUGGGCUCGGCGGCGCGUGGAUCGGGCUGACCGUGCAGCACUGCGGCAACCACGGGGCGAUGAGCACCAACGCGGCGGUCAACGGGUUCCUGGGUGUGUGCAACGACCUCGUGGGCGGCUCCUCCCUCAUGUGGCGCUACCACCACCAGGUGUCCCACCACAUCCACUGCAACGACGACGCGCUCGACGAGGACGUGUUCAGCGCCUUCCCCAUCCUGCGCUUCGACGCGCGGCUGCCCAGGGCCUGGUACCACCGCUUCCAGCACAUCUACAUGUGGGCGACGUUCCCGCUGCUCACGCUGGUGUUCCAGAUCGGCGACAUCCAGGCACUGUUUGAGAACAAGACCCAGGGCGCCACCCUCUACGGCGCCACCAACUUUGAGCGCGCCACCGUCGUCAUGGGCAAGCUCAUCCACUACACCCUGCUGCUCGGCCUCCCCUGGCUCCUGCACGGCCCCGCCGCAACGCUCGCCGCCGCGGCCGCGUACUCCGUCACCCAGUCCAUCGUCCUGGCGUCCACGUUUGCAGUGUCCCACAACGUCCCCGAGGCCAAGCCCCUGGACGGCGGCGUCCCCAAGGCCACCCUCUACGACACCGAGCUCGCCAGCCGCGACUGGGGCGUGCAGCAGAUCGUGACCAGCGCCAACUGGGGCGGCCUCGUCGAGCACCACCUCUUCCCGGCCAUCUCGUUCAUGCACUACCCCGCUAUCUCCAAGAUCGUGGCCGAGGAGUCCGCCAAGCGCGGCAUCCCCUACGCCUACUACCCCACCCUGCCGGAGAUCCUCGGCCGCUUCGUGAGGUACAUGAAGGAGGUGGGCGCCGCCGAGCAGCUGCCCGCCAGCGGCGCUGCGUCCGCGCAGCUCGCAAGGCUGUGA
Molecule: messenger RNA, 1428 nt
Organism: Monoraphidium neglectum
Lineage: Eukaryota; Viridiplantae; Chlorophyta; Chlorophyceae; Sphaeropleales; Selenastraceae
Exons: 10
Coding region: 1-1428 (475 amino acids)
Biological process (GO): lipid metabolic process
Cellular component (GO): membrane
Molecular function (GO): heme binding; oxidoreductase activity, acting on paired donors, with oxidation of a pair of donors resulting in the reduction of molecular oxygen to two molecules of water
Source: RefSeq, a predicted model, not a curated record